This is a messenger RNA of Podarcis raffonei (Aeolian wall lizard), 4587 nucleotides long. It is a transcript of the gene PFAS, whose product is annotated as phosphoribosylformylglycinamidine synthase. The transcript is spliced from 29 exons. NCBI's taxonomy places the organism in Eukaryota, Metazoa, Chordata, Lepidosauria, Squamata, Lacertidae. Bases 216 to 4229 code for a protein of 1337 amino acids. The record is from RefSeq and is a predicted model, not a curated record. Gene Ontology annotation, biological process: 'de novo' IMP biosynthetic process. Gene Ontology annotation, molecular function: phosphoribosylformylglycinamidine synthase activity.
GCAUCGAGUCACCGCCUCCCCUGCGGAUCGUCCCUCUUUUCUCCUCCCACCAAAGGGGCUGCGCGCAGUAAACUUUUCCCCCUAGCGCAGUGAAGGCAGGCGCUCCUCUUUUCGCCCCGUGAUCGAGGGACCGCCGGGGUAGAAGAUCGCGCUGUUGUGGGGCUCAGAGAGCGUGUGAGAGAGGAGGCACCCCGCGACAUCCACAGGACUCCGCCAUGGGGGUCCUACACUACUACCAGCGGCCCAGCGAGGACGACACUGAAGUGGCCACACUUCUGCGUUCGGCUGAAGCCAUCUUGGAUAAUGGCCUCCAAGGGGUGCAGAAGGAAAUAUGUUUCAACGUCAACUGGACAGGAGAAACACCCCCAAACUCUGAGGAGACGGAGAAGCUGCUGUGGAUCUUUGGUUGCCCUUUUGAACCCGGCGACAUCGCACCCAAGUCCUUCCUUAGCCCAACUCCUUCAGAUCUGCUGGUAGAGGUCGGCCCUCGGUUGAAUUUCUCAACUGCGUAUUCCACAAAUGCAGUGUCGGUGUGCUGGGCAGCCGGACUGGAAAAGAUUGACCGAAUCGAAUGUUCCCGUCGAUACCUUUUCAAGUGUGGGCAGCGCCCAUUGGCACUCCAGGAGGCCUCCAUAUCGUCUACGCUGUAUGAUCGGAUGACAGAGCAGUGUUACCCAGAACCCAUCAGCAGCUUUGCUAUAGCCACCUGCCCUGAGCCUGUGUUCCAUGUCGAUAUUUUGGGAGAAGGGAGACCUGCUCUGGUCGAAGCCAACAACCAGCUCGGUCUGGCUUUUGAUUCCUGGGAUCUGGACUUUUACACUGACCUCUUCAAGAAACUUGGGAGGAAUCCCACCAGCGUGGAAUGCUUUGAUCUCGCUCAGUCCAACAGCGAGCACAGUCGCCACUGGUUCUUCAAGGGGCGCCUCCUGGUGGAUGGGCAGGAGCUCAAGGAGUCCCUCUUCGAGUCCAUCAUGAAGACCCAGGAGCGGAGCAACCCCAACAACGUCAUCAAGUUCUGCGACAACAGCAGUGCGAUCCAAGGGAGAGAGGUCCUUUCGAUGUGGCCCAGCGACCCAUCUCGUUCCAGCCCCUUUGAGAAGCGGACGUCCACCCGGCACGUCAUUUUCACAGCUGAGACCCACAACUUCCCUACUGGCGUUGCUCCCUUCAGCGGUGCCACCACUGGGACUGGCGGGCGGAUCCGCGAUGUGCAGUGCACAGGCCGCGGGGCCCACUAUAUCGCUGGCACCGCUGGCUACAGUUUCGGCAAUCUGCUCAUACCAGGAUACACUUUACCCUGGGAAGAUCCGUCCCUGCUGUAUCCGGACAACUUUGCCCCACCUGUGGAGGUUGCCAUCAGAGCCAGCGAUGGCGCUUCAGACUACGGCAACAAAUUUGGGGAACCCGUCCUGGCAGGCUUUGCACGUUCUUUCGGGCUCCGUCUGGCAGAUGGCGAACGGCACGAGUGGAUCAAGCCUAUCAUGUUCAGUGGUGGGAUUGGAGCGAUGGAAGAUGCCCACGUCCGCAAGGAAGCCCCACAGCCUGGUAUGAAUGUUGUGAAGGUUGGAGGCCCUGUCUAUCGAAUUGGUGUUGGGGGAGGAGCUGCUUCCUCCAUCCAGGUGCAAGGGGACAACGCCAGCGAACUGGAUUUUGGGGCGGUGCAACGUGGCGAUGCUGAAAUGGAGCAGAAGAUGAACCGGGUGUUGCGAGGGUGCGUGGAGAACGGGGAAGGCAAUCCCAUCUGCAGCCUGCACGACCAGGGCGCUGGAGGCAAUGGGAAUGUGCUGAAGGAACUGAGCGAGCCAGCCGGGGCUGUCAUCUACGCAAGCCGCUUCCAGCUAGGAGACCCCACGCUGAGCGUUCUGGAGAUCUGGGGUGCUGAGUACCAAGAGUCCAAUGCCCUCUUGCUACGCCCACGCCAUGCAGAUUUCCUGCGACGCCUUGCCCGCCGUGAGAGGUGCCCUGUCGACUUCGUGGGCAAGAUCAGUGGCGAUGGACGGAUUGUGUUAGUUGACGACACAAAGGUCCCGGCGAGCGACGUGGAGCUGGAGAAGGGGCAGGUUGGAGGGAGAGCCACUCCUGUGAACUUGAUGCUGGAAUGGGUCCUUGGCAAGAUGCCACGCAAGGAAUUUGUUUUGAAUCAUGUCCACCGAGACCUCAGGCCUCUGUCGCUUCCCCGUGGCCUUAGUGUGUCGGACGCCCUCCAGCGUGUGCUCAGGCUCCCGUCUGUGGCGAGCAAGCGCUACUUGACCAACAAGGUCGAUCGCUCAGUGACGGGCCUGGUGGCUCAACAACAGUGCGUCGGCCCCCUUCACACCCCACUGGCGGACGUCGCCGUGGUGGCCCUCUCCCCUUUUGAGACGGUGGGAGGAGCCACGGCCAUUGGGGAGCAGCCUAUCAAAGGGCUCAUUGACCCCGCAGCCGGUGCCCGAUUGUCUGUGGCAGAGGCCCUCACCAACUUGGUCUUCGCUCGGGUCACUGACCUUAAGGACGUGAAAUGCAGCGGGAAUUGGAUGUGGGCAGCCAAGUUGCCUGGCGAAGGGGCUGCCUUGGCGGAGGCCUGCAGGGCCAUGUGCUCUGUGAUGGGUGAGCUGGGCGUGGCUGUGGACGGCGGCAAGGACUCCCUCAGCAUGGCAGCCCGCGUUGGCACGGAGACCGUUAAGGCACCUGGAACACUUGUCAUCUCAGCUUAUGCUGUCUGUCCAGAUAUCACUGCUACGGUGACCCCUGACCUCAAAUGUCCAGAUGGAAAAGGGACCCUUCUUCACGUGGCAAUCUGUCCUGAUCGGCACCGCCUGGGGGGCAGCGCUCUGGCCCAGUGCUUCUCUCAGCUGGGGGACAUAUCGCCAGACCUGGAUAAUCCCAGCACCCUUGUUUCCUGCUUCCAAGUCACCCAGAGUCUGCUACAAGACGCAGUGAUUUCCGCAGGGCAUGACGUGAGCGACGGUGGCCUCUUGACUUGCAUGCUAGAAAUGGCCUUUGCCGGGAACUGCGGUGCCCACAUCGAACUGGGGGCGCCUGGAGUCAAUGCCCUUGAUGUCCUCUUUGCCGAGGAGCUGGGCCUGGUGUUGGAGGUGCCCCGUGCAGCAGCGGCCGACGUCUGCCAACGGUACCGGCGGGCUGGCGUGCGGUGCGUGCCAGUCGGGCAUUCAGGCCCCCGGGGCCCUAAUGCUAUGAUCCAGGUCACCGUGAACGGCCAGGAAGUGUUGGCGGAAAAAGUGUCCACCUUGCGCGGCUGGUGGGAAGACACCAGCUUCCAGCUGGAGAGGCUGCAAGCCAACGCGGACUGUGUGGCCCAAGAAGAGGCAGGGCUGACCAAGCGCACGGAGCCCAGCUACACCCUGACCUUUAACCCCCAGGAAGAACUUCCCCUGCUGCAGGAAAUGGCCCUUCCUGCCCCCCGUGUCGCCAUCCUUCGUGAAGAAGGGAGUAACGGGGACCGUGAAAUGGUGGCAGCGCUCCUCAUGGGUGGCUUCCAGGUCUGGGACCUCACCAUGCAAGACUUGUGCUCGGGCGAGAUGACGCUGGACUCCUUCCGUGGCCUGGUGUUUGUCGGAGGGUUCAGCUACGCAGAUGUUUUGGGUUCUGCCAAAGGCUGGGCAGCCUCGGUGACCUUUAACCGCAGGGCACAGGCUCAGUUCCAGGCCUUUCAUCGGCGCAGAGACACCUUCAGCCUGGGCAUCUGCAAUGGCUGCCAGCUGAUGGGACUGCUAGGCUGGGUGGGGACCAAAAGCGCUGAUGUGCAAGAUGAAGGUGGCACCAUCCAGCCAGGUGUGCUGCUGAGUCCCAACAAUUCUGGGCGCUUUGAGUCUCGUUUUGUGAGCGUCGGCAUCGAGGAGAGUCCGGCGCUGAUGCUUCGGGGCAUGGCUGGUUCUACCCUGGGCAUCUGGGUGGCACAUGGAGAAGGUCGGAUGCGAUUCGGCUCAGAUGAAGUCCUGGCCCAGGUGCGCUCUGCUCGCUUGGCGCCUCUCCGCUACGUGGAUGACCAGGGUUUGCCAACUGAGGAGUACCCUAUGAAUCCCAAUGGGUCUCCACUGGGCAUUGCGGGCAUUUGCUCUCCCGAUGGGCGCCACUUGGCAAUGAUGCCUCACCCUGAGCGAUGUGUCCUUCCCUGGCAGUGGCCAUGGAUGCCCGCUUCCUGGCGCCAGUCUCUGAAGGUCUCCCCGUGGCUCCGCAUGUUCCAGAACGCCUGCGAGUGGUGCUUGCGCUAUCCCCAGGGCCAGCCUUGACCUUGCUUUCCGCUGCCUUUCUGAAAACUUUCUACACCCACUCACAAGCUAACACUGCACCAUCAAUUGCAAGUUGGACUAGACUAGAUUAGACACGGUCCCUGUGCUGUGGAUGCAAAACUUUCCAGUGCUGUUAUCCUCAUACAUAGUCUAGGUCCCUAGCCCCCACACCCGCAACACACAUAUGAAUGAACUUAGGGAGGGGUCAAGGAAGAAUGGAUGUGCAGUCCCUCCAGUGGGCACAGGGGGGUGACAUUGUGCAAUAAAUAAGUUGGUUUGUACCAAUCCAAUUGUGGAACAACGUGGGACCAAUGGAGUUUCUAUAUUGCCAAUAAAAGCAAAUUUGACUUUAGAAAUA